Molecule: messenger RNA, 978 nt
Organism: Centruroides sculpturatus (bark scorpion)
Lineage: Eukaryota; Metazoa; Arthropoda; Arachnida; Scorpiones; Buthidae
Product: mitochondrial amidoxime reducing component 2-like
Exons: 8
Coding region: 1-978 (325 amino acids)
Molecular function (GO): molybdenum ion binding; pyridoxal phosphate binding; catalytic activity
Source: RefSeq, a predicted model, not a curated record
AUGAGUUCUAAUGGUUCACCAGUAUGGACUCCAAAGUCUGUAGUUUUGUUUGGAACUGCUGUAGCUUGUAUUGCUACCUUCUUUGGUUUACUUCUCUACGAAAGUAGGAAGAAACGGUAUCGUUUAGUAGGUAAAGUAACUAAACUAAUUAUUUAUCCUGUCAAAUCUCUCGCCGGUGUCGAAGUUAAUCAAGCUGAAUGUACACCACUCGGGCUCGAAGUGAAUGGUAUUAGAGAUAGGAUGUGGAUGGUGAUGUCCGACAAUCAUAAAUUGUAUGUAGAUAUACAGUACGUACAUCCUCUUGUAACUUUGCAUCCUGAAUCUCCGUGUGUGACCGAGAAUGAAUUGAUUGUAAGAAAUGGUAAAGAUCCUAGUAAACCUCCACUAAAAAUCCCUAUUUUUAAAGAUAUUCCUGAGGAUGCUGACGUUAAAGAAACAAAAAUUUACAUGAAGAAUUUAGAAGGAUUAUAUACAGGAGAUGAUGUAAGUAAAUUAUUGAGGGAGUACACGGGAAGAGAUGACAUAAUCAUAAUACAAUCGAUAGAACACUUAAAAGAUGAUAAUGUUAAGCGUAAAACAUAUCAUACUUAUAAUUCUUACCAUAUGAUAACUAUGCCGUCUGUAUGUGAUCUAAACAAGAGAUUAGAGAAGAAGGCUUCUUAUAAAAACUUUAGACCGAAUAUCGUAAUAGACGGAGAUAACCUGGAACCUUUCGAAGAUGAUAAAUGGAAGUACGUGAAAAUCGGCGAUGCGGAAUUUCAAUUUGCUAGUUUUUGUGACAGGUGUCCAAUUGUUAACGUUGAUCCCGAAACUGGAGACUAUUCUCCUAAAGUCAUGGAAGCGUUAAGAAAAUACCGACUGGCGACGGGUAAACUGGGUUCUAAAUUCGGCAACGCUCCAUUAUUUGGCACACUUCACGAACUAAGAGCACCAGGAACUAUAUCUGUAGGAGAUUCUGUUUAUGCAUAUUAUGAUUAA